AUGCGACUAGCCUCGCUCGCGUCGAUCCUUUGCAUCUCCAACGUUCGCGUAACAGGCACGACGUAUGCCGCGCGGAGCAUCUUGCGGGCGCGGCCGGACGAGUCCGAGAACGGAUGUCCCGACCUUGACCUGUGGCGUCGGAGUUUGAACGCGAUUCCUCGGGACGCUAACGGUCCUCGGCAUUGCCUCGCGAACCUGAACCAACUGAACGAGUCAGCCGCCACGGCCCAGUCGGUUGUCGCGGACGAACCCGAUGUCGUCGUCGUGGUUGCGGAAUUGGUGCUGUGGCACAUCACUGCCGCCUCGCUAGAGCUGCCGCCCACCAACGAGACGUGGGAGCUGCACGCGUAG
Aphanomyces invadans is the source of this 351-nucleotide messenger RNA. RefSeq lists its product as hypothetical. The transcript is spliced from 3 exons. The coding region runs from base 1 to 351 and encodes 116 amino acids. The record is from RefSeq and is a predicted model, not a curated record. NCBI's taxonomy places the organism in Eukaryota, Oomycota, Saprolegniomycetes, Saprolegniales, Verrucalvaceae.